UUUACUUUUUGAAAUAUGUGAAUAAUGUCUGUGUUAAGUUUGUGUGUGAGUAAGUGUGCGAACAUAUAUUUUUUGAUGAUUGCGAAUGUCUGUAUAUGAGUGUACUAAGCCUGCAAUACAUAAAAGAAAACGAUUAUUAUUUAUAGAAAACUCAUUGGAAAAGUGAUAACAAUUAAAUAAAUUAUUUACUCAAACAAAAAUAAAUAAAAUAUAAACAUUCAAACAAUUUAUGAAAUAAAGAAACAUUUUAUAUAAAACAGUAAAGAUGCUGUCUUAAGCAAAUAAAGUGUCAAAAUUAAAAUCGCCUUCAAGGCGUGGCAUUUUGUAAAUAAAUAAAUUAAAAUAAAACAAACAUUACUUGACAGGACAAUCAUAAAUAUAACAAAAAUAAACUAGUAUAAAUAAACAAACGAAAAAACUAGAAACAAAAAUAAAUAUUUAUCAAUUCCCUUGCGAGUUUGUGUGAGCGUUUAUCACUAAAAUGACCAAAACCUGUAGCUGAAUAGUAAAGGGUAGAAAAAAUAAAACGGAAAGGAAAAUAUUUUCAGUUGCAUAUAAUUUAUGCAUGUGGUAGUGUGUUAUGGAAGAAAAUAUGCAACAUUUUUUAAAAGGUCUUUAAACAGUGAAGGUUACUAGUAGUAGUACAGAUGUCUACUGUUAAUGUGGAACAUGAUGAUGACGUUAAUAAAGCUGAAUCAAAAGAUUUACAAUUAAAACAUAUUGCACAGGUGGAGCGGUUGAUGCCUCCUCCCUCCUUCAGUUCCAUAGAGUUUUUAACGCCCUUGCCACCAACAUCUACAACUGCAGAAACAACAUGUUUAUCUAACGACUCUGCAUCUUUAACGAGUCAUUGUCAGUCGAAUUUAUAUAAUAUUCUUCAUAAUAACUCCAAAACCAGCCCUCUGUAUUCUUUUUUAACGUCACAAGUGGGUUGCAGCGAUUUUUCCGGCUAUUUUUCUGGACUUUCAAAAAUACAUAACUCAACAACAUCGUCUGUAACGACAUCGUGGCCUUUGUCAUCUUCAAAUUUAAAGUCUAAAUUUUCCUCACAAACUAAUCAAAAUAUAUUUGGCACAUCAAAUGGCGAUUCUUUGCCUGCCAUGGCAGUUGCUAUAACUGAAGAUUCUCCUCUAGAUGUUGGUAUUAAUAGUUAUCGAAAAGAUUUACCCCCCGAAAUUAAUCUACAGAACGAAAAAAACAUAGAGCAUAUGUCGAAUAAUGUUCUUGAAAAGGAAGAGGACAAAUAUAACGAAGAAAUCAAUGAAACAAAUAUUGUACCAAUAAUAACGGCGAACUCAACAUGCAUUCCAAACAAAACCGCAUCGCAAGAUGCUCUUAAAAGUACCAUUAAUCGCACAAAAGGUCGUAGUUUAUUGCAUCGUUUGGCCUCAUUUGCAGCAGCUGCAAGUAAUAGCACAAAUUUGACAGCCACCACCCCCCCGCCUUGUGCUCCGAAUCGUCAUUUGGAGAAACUUGCCAAAAGAUCAUUUCGUCUUAGUUCCUCAGGUUUAAAACAAACUUCACUUUUAAUGGAAAUUCUUAAGCUUAACAAUAUAACAGAUGAACAACAACAGCAACAAAAACAGUUGCCGAAUAAAGAGACGAACAGAUCUAGCUUGUCGGCAGCCUAUCAUAUGUUGGCUUCUCAGCUGCUGCAUUCGCAGUUAGUUCAGCAAUCAUCAUCAUCAUCACCAUCACCUCUUCUUAUAUUAGAUUACAGUUUAAAAACCAACAACAACAAUGAUGUAAGUUACGAUCACAUCGAUGAAAAUGUACAGACUAAUGAUCAUCAACAUGAAAAACUAGAGGGGACUGAAGUCGCAGUUGAAAGCGACAACAACGACUUGGACUUGGAAGCCAAUAACAUAAAAACUGAGAAGAAUCCUAUUAAAGAAACAUAUCUCAAGGUUCAACCGACAUCACCUGCGUUAUCUUUUCUCGCCAACUCAUCUGUUUUUGAUGAUAUUGGCGGUACCAAGAUCUUAGAUUUGUGGCACGAACAAUUAAAAAUUUUAACUCAAGCCCACAUAUGCCUAGAACAAUUUUUGGAAAUUAAUCAAGAAAUGCAAGUCGUUUUUGCGACACCCACACUUCAAAAACCAAAUGGCAGCCAAGUCUGUAAUAAUUUGAAAGAUGAAAAGGGAUUUAUCGAAGCCAUUAUGGCAAAAUUGCACUACGUUUUUAGACAUUGUGAAGACUCACGGCAGUUGUAUUUAAGAACUAGUCAAUUAUCCGAAGAAGAGUCUAUAUCUGUAUCACCUGUAAAUCAUCUCAAGUAUUUAUUAGAAGAUAGGUCUACACCUGACUUGAAACCCAAAGCUCAAUCGAAAACAACGGAUAUAAUCGAAUCGGAUGUUUCGUCUAUAAAGCGGGAAACAAAUGAUAUGAACGGUAACACAGAUACUGAAUUUAAAACCAAUAUUUUUAAAACUGUCUGGCAACCAUUCGCCAAUGAAACUCAACAAGAAGAAACACAGGAAGAAGAUGAAAGCAAACUUGGCAAAGAAGAACUAUACACAGGACACUCGGAAAACAAAUCACCCAUUUGCUUUUGGCAUCCUAAAAAUGUUGGCAUGAAUCGGAAUGAAAAGGCUGUAACAGCCGUUGAAAUAAUAUUAGAGUGUGCAGCGCUUAACAAAACAGCGGGAGCAGCAGCACCUGCAAACACUACGUUAAAUUGUCAAAAAAAAUCAAUGGAUACGGUCAACUCUACUAAUCCAUCACCAGUGCCGCAAAUAAUUGCAACAUCGACAUCAACCCCAUCUCUGAAUUCUUGUAAUUCGCCAUUUUUACAAACAACAUCUGCAUCAUCAUCUUCAUCAAAUUACUCGAUGAGUUCAAACCACCCGGAUGAAGCUCCAGCUUUAAAUAUGCUCAUGACAGAUUGUGGCACAUCUUCGUUUCUUACCGCUCUUAGCAAUCGAGCUCUUAUAAAUUUAGCAUCAAGUUCUUCGACUAUUGCAGCCAAUAUACCACCGAUUACCACCACCAGCCCCAGCUGUAACCGACGUAAAACAAAGAAACUAGAUACCAACACCAAUAAUAGUAGUAUACCACCCACCUCUAUUGCCGGAUUAAAUACAACCACGCCCUCCUAUGCUACAAGUCCGCCCAUUACAAAUGCCCAAAUAUAUGGCACACAUUCAACAUCAGCAGCCGCUGCUGUAGCUGCUCUACAGGAAAAAGCUUUAAGUGACAUGUUUAAAGUUCGCUUCAGUGCUUUAACUGCUGCAGCUGUCAUUAAUGCUGCCACAGCUUCAGCAAAUGCAGCAUCGACAGUUGCUAUCACCUCCACAACUAACAAUACCAAUAACUUGACAAACUCAGCAAUGAAUUCUGAAGGACCAUAUGAUCUCAGCAUUGGCAACAAAUUUAAGAAGAUGAAUCUGGAUAACAAAAAUUCAUCGAAUUUACAGGGAAACGAUAACUGCAAGGAUAACUCAUCCGAAAAAAAGAAACCACAUAUCAAAAAGCCUUUGAAUGCUUUCAUGUUAUACAUGAAGGAAAUGCGUGCCAAAGUAGUGGCAGAGUGCACACUAAAGGAAUCAGCUGCCAUUAAUCAAAUUUUGGGUAGACGGUGGCAUGAACUGUCCCGCGAAGAACAAAGUAAAUAUUAUGAAAAAGCUCGGCAAGAACGUCAAUUACACAUGGAAUUGUAUCCGGGGUGGAGUGCACGGGACAACUAUGGUUAUGUUUCGAAAAAGAAAAAGCGUAAAAAAGACAGAUCGCCCGCGGAUUCGGGAGAUUUAGGUAAUAAUAUGAAGAAAUGUCGAGCUCGGUUCGGUUUGGAUCAACAAAAUCAGUGGUGUAAACCUUGCAGGCGCAAAAAGAAGUGCAUUCGCUAUAUGGAGUCGGUUGGUGCAACCGGUGGUGGUAGUACAAAAGAAGAUCACUGUAAUGAUUUAGAUGACAUGGACGGUCAACGAAGUGAUGAGGAUGAUGACGACGACAACGAACAUGAUAAUUUGGGAAGUUGUGGUAGUGGCGAUGACACACACAAGGGCCGAGAUGAAGACAACGAAUCACUGAACCAUAGUCUUUCGAGUCCUGGUGGUUUAAGUGGUCUCUCCAGCCUGCAAAGUCCAUCAACAAGUUUAGCCAGCCCCUUAAGUCUGUUGACAAGUCCGGUUAUGCCGCAGCAUGGCAACGGACUGUUAAAUGCACCCGUAAAUGAACAGUUGCAACAGCAGCAUAUGCAGGUUUUGCAGGCUCAGCAACAACAUUUAAAUCAGCAAUUACUACAACAGACAAAGCUACAUCAUCAUCAUCAACAGCAGUCAAGUCAUUUGCAACAGCAGCAACAAUCUAUUGGUGUUGGAGGCUCCAAUUCAAAUGCGACAGCAGUGUCUGCCUAUGAAAGUGGCAUAAUUAACGCUGCUUCCAGUGUAGUGUCCACACUAUUGCCAACACUAUCUACCUCAUCUUCAUCGUCAUCGGGUUCGGUGUCGGGUUAUGGAUCAGCAAGCUCAUGUUCAACAAAUACAUCCUCCACAUCUUCGCCGGCCUCAUUAUCCGACCGAAUGGUUCGCUCAUUGCUUAGCGGUAGCCCGGCAAUGUUACUUGGCAAUCGUAUUGGUCAUAUAGCAAUGGGCUUGGCCAUGUCUAACAAUAGUAUUAGCAACAACAACAGUAUUAGUAAUGACAACACCUAUAAUUCCUUAGGACUGGCUGCAACAAGCGCAAACGAUGGCUCAGGUCUAAUAACAUCCUUACCAACAACCAGUAGCAGUCGAUCCUCAAUAACAACUAGUCUUAAUAAUAUACGCUCUGAUAAUUCAGACAAAUCCAUAAAUCAACCACUAACCACCGCAUUAAUAUCAACCCAAUCACCCUCAGUACCGUCAGUAACAUCGUCUGCAGCCUCAUCACCGGUGGCAAUCUCUACCACAACCGAUAUUCUAAGUGCCAGCAUCAGCAACAACAGCAGUCAUAUAUCAAUACCCCUACAGAGAAAUCCAAUCGGCGCAAAUCCCCGAGACAUCAAUAACCCGCUCAGCAUCAAUCAGUUGACGAAAAGGCCACGAGAGGAAAGUAACGGAAUCAGCAACAGCAGUGGUAGUAGUAUUAAUAGCAACACGUGCACCUCAUUAGGGUCUUUAUCGGCUUCAACAGGCGGACAUACUACAACAACAGCAAAUGUUGUUUUUAACCACCUGCAAUCCACACAUCACCAAACGCAAGCAGCAUUACCACUACCCCCACCUCAUAAUGCUAUGUUUAGCAAUAAUUUCACCCAACAUUUCCAACAACAAUUCGGCCAUCAUUUGGCUACGGCAGCAGCAGCUGCCGCGGCCAUUGCUUCUGCGCCAACAACUGUCACACAGUCUUCUCGAGCUGUUGGCAACAGUAAUAGCGCUAGCAAUGUAGCCACUAGUGCCAUGUCUGUAAAUAUUGAUGUCGGUCGUCGGCCGACAAGUGAAACAACUGCAACGAAUGAAAGUGGUGCCAUAAGUGUAACAUAACCCCAAUCUAACAAUCUUAUUUCCGGAGAGAAAAGCAACAAUUUAACGAGAACUAUUGAUGGUGUUAGUUUAUAAAUCUAGAUUAUCAAACAGAAUUUUAAAUUUAAAUAUAUGUUUGCAUUUGUCGAUA
Molecule: messenger RNA, 5592 nt
Organism: Lucilia sericata (common green bottle fly)
Lineage: Eukaryota; Metazoa; Arthropoda; Insecta; Diptera; Calliphoridae
Gene: pan
Product: protein pangolin, isoforms A/H/I/S
Exons: 5
Coding region: 648-5462 (1604 amino acids)
Biological process (GO): regulation of transcription by RNA polymerase II; canonical Wnt signaling pathway
Cellular component (GO): beta-catenin-TCF complex
Molecular function (GO): RNA polymerase II cis-regulatory region sequence-specific DNA binding; DNA-binding transcription factor activity, RNA polymerase II-specific
Source: RefSeq, a predicted model, not a curated record